Messenger RNA from Arabis nemorensis, 849 nucleotides. The record is from the annotation of a GenBank genome assembly. Lineage: Eukaryota; Viridiplantae; Streptophyta; Magnoliopsida; Brassicales; Brassicaceae.
AUGGAGACCCUUCUCUCUCCUCGUUCUCUGUCUCCUCCUCUCAAUCCCAAGCCAUCAUCACCUCACCAAACAAAAUUCCCUUCACAUUCCUUGUCUCUCUCGAAUCCCAGCUUCCCCGGUCCUAAACACCUUUCAACUCGGUUCGCUAAACCGGAAUCUUGGUUAACAGAUGCGAAGCAAGGACUAGCUGCUCUGGCUCUGUCUCUGGCACUCAGUUUCUCUCCUGUUGGCACAGCCUUAGCCUCUGAGUUCAAUAUUCUCAACGAUGGUCCACCAAAAGAGACUUACGUGGUCGACGACGCUGGUGUUCUGAGUCGAGUCACAAAGUCAGAUCUGAAGAAGCUCUUGUCUGAUCUUGAAUACCGAAAGAAACUGCGACUGAAUUUCAUCACUGUUCGAAAGCUCACUAGUAAAGCAGAUGCGUUUGAGUACGCAGACCAGGUUUUGGAGAAAUGGUACCCUUCCAUUGAAGAAGGCAACAAUAAGGGUAUUGUUGUUUUGAUCACAAGCCAGAAAGAGGGAGCCAUUACUGGUGGUCCAGCUUUUAUCGAAGCCGUUGGUGAAAAAAUUCUCGAUGCUACCGUCUCUGAAAAUCUUCCCGUACUAGCGACUGACGAAAAAUAUAAUGAGGCGAUAUACAGCAGUGCGAAACGGUUGGUUGCAGCAAUAGACGGCCUCCCUGAUCCCGGCGGUCCAGCAGUGAAGGACAGUAAGAGAGAAUCAAAUUUCAAAACGAAAGAAGAAACGGAAGAGAAGCGAGGACAGUUCAGCCUUGUCGUUGGGGGUUUGCUUGUGAUUGCUUUUGUUGUUCCCAUGGCACAGUACUAUGCUUAUGUCUCCAGGAAGUAG